Molecule: messenger RNA, 5834 nt
Organism: Planococcus citri (citrus mealybug)
Lineage: Eukaryota; Metazoa; Arthropoda; Insecta; Hemiptera; Pseudococcidae
Gene: Inx2
Product: innexin 2
Exons: 1
Coding region: 339-1424 (361 amino acids)
Biological process (GO): phototransduction
Cellular component (GO): plasma membrane; gap junction
Molecular function (GO): gap junction channel activity
Source: RefSeq, a predicted model, not a curated record
AUGCGUUCAGUUUAGUUUUCAGUACUGCAGCGGCCUCAUCGACAGUGUACGUCGGUCGUAUAACCGUAUGUAUGUAUGUUGUAAACGUACACACAAUACACCAUAGUGAACUUUCCAUUGAGCAUUAAACUACUCGCUUUGUUCAAAGUAAUAAUAAUUCUUGGUUUCGUAUUUUAUUUAGUUCGCGCGAAUGUGUAUCGAUUUGUAUUUUGUGUUCGAAAACCAAAUGUUUACGUCGCUAGUGUUUUAAUCGCGAGUUUUGGUUUUUUAUCAUUAUUUUUUGUUUUAUUAAUUAGGUUCGAAUCGGUGAUACCUAUCUGUUUGUGUAAUAAGUCAAAAUGUUUGAUGUGUUUGGCUCCGUGAAGGGGCUGCUUAAAAUCGAUUCGGUAUGUAUCGACAACAAUAUCUUCAGACUGCAUUACAAAGCGACGGUGAUUAUCUUGGUGGCUUUUUCGUUGAUCGUCACUUCUCGACAAUAUAUCGGCGAUCCGAUCGACUGCAUCGUGGACGAGAUCCCGUUAAACGUAAUGGACACAUAUUGCUGGAUUUAUUCGACGUUCACGAUACCGAACCGACUAGGCGGCAGAAUCGGUAAAGACGUUGUGCAACCUGGCGUUUCUAGUCACGUCGAAGGCGAAGACACCGAGAAAUACCACAAAUACUACCAAUGGGUAUGUUUCGUAUUAUUUUUCCAAGCUAUGUUUUUCUAUUUGCCGCGCUACUUGUGGAAAACGUGGGAAGCCGGUCGUCUGAAAAUGCUCGCCUUAGACCUGACCUGCCCGAUAAUCAGCGACGAAAACAAAAAGGACCGUAUACGCUUACUGCUCGACUACUUCCAGACCAAUCUGCACUGCCAAAAUUUCUACGCUAUUCGUUUCAUGAUCUGCGAAGUGUUGAAUUUCGUCAACGUCGUCGCCCAAAUCUAUUUCGUCGAUUACUUCCUCGAUGGCGAAUUCAGCACGUACGGCUCGGACGUGCUCAAGUUUACCGAACUCGAACCGGAAGAGCGAGCUGAUCCUAUGGCUCGAGUAUUUCCAAAGGUCACCAAAUGCACCUUCCACAAAUACGGUCCUUCCGGCUCGGUGCAGAAGUUCGACGGACUCUGCGUACUCCCACUGAACAUCGUCAACGAGAAAAUCUACGUAUUCCUCUGGUUCUGGUUCAUCUUGCUGACCGUACUCACCGGACUGUGCAUCAUUUACAGAGCGGCCAUCGUCAUGAGCCCGGCACUACGCCUGUACCUGCUCAGAGCCAGAUCUCGUCUGUCGUCGCAGAAAGACGUACAAAUCAUCGCCGAUAAAUUCCAACUUGGCGACUGGUUCAUACUCUAUCAAUUGGGCAAAAACAUCGAUCCGUUAAUAUUCAAGGAAUUAGUUUCGUCCUUAGCCAACAAACUCAACGGUAAAGAAUCGGUAUCCGUUUAACCUACAAACAAAAUAUUACCUAUACUUCUUACUACUACUACUAGUUCGUCGUGCGAUCCCAACAAACCUGCUGCUGCUGCCAUGCCAUGUUGCAUCUUGCAUCUGCUUCUUCGUUCGUUUCUCUUCUCUCUCUGUCAGUCUCAUCUGCAUUCAUCGUCAUCGUCUUUUACGAGUAUAGGUCCCUAUACCUUUACCUAUAUACUCUUAUGUGUGUGAAUAUUCCAUCAGCGUUCCGCGAGCCUGCACCACAACUCGGUAGGAUUUUUUAUUCUUCUUCUCUCGAGCGUUAUUUCUUUAUUCUUUGUUAACCUUAUGUAACUUUACCUUUUUUUUCUCUCCUCUCCUUCUCCAUUCCACAUCUUCUUUCUUCUUUGUCUUUGUUGCUCGAGCUGUGCAGAUCAGUUUCGACGAAGGUACAUUUUUUUCCCUGCUACGACGACUUUUUCUUUCCUCCGAGUGAGGUUUUUUCCUGAAAUAAACACCAGAUGUUAUUUUAUUCAAAUUAAUAUUCGCGUAUACUUAAAAUAUGUCGAUAACACCAGCCAGGGAGAAAAAAAUACAACAUCCAAGAUGCCAACCAGGUUGACAGCAGAUUUUACCAUCGAAUCAACCUAUUCCCGUCACCUUCUCAUCUCAUUUAAUCGCCCAUAAGUUACCAGCUCGUAUUUAGGUAUUUUUUUUCUUCUUUUUUUUAAAAAACAAAUCCGCCAAGGGUUUUUUGAACUACAUAAUCGUACAAUACUAGGUUAUAUAGCACGGUAACCGGUUCUCUGUGCGAUCAUAACUCGCUUAUGUGUAGCUUGGACUAGGCUGGAUCGGAAAUUUUGAACGAAUUUUUCGAACAAAAAAAUCAAAUCACCAUCUCGAUGCAUUUUUCACCCCAAUUCCCCAUCCUCAUUUUGGAGUAAUUUCUCUGACAAACGAAACGAAUCCCAAACGUUAGGGGAUAAUAUGUAAAAUCGAUUCCAGCCGAUUAUAGGACUGCUGCUGUUGCUGUUGUUGUUACUAUACGACCAAUUCAUUCACGAGUCCCAGACAUCUGCCUCUGUAAAAUCGUCGACGAAUCGUGUAAAUCUGAAAUAUGUACGUCUGCUUGAAGAGUAGUCGGUGAACCGAAACGAACUCCCUUUUAUCCAUUUUAAUGUAUUUCAAACGCGCCCAGAUGAUUCGUUCUUGCUGCAAAACUAUAAUGUACUGCUGGGGAGGAAGAAACCCCACCUUUGAUAAUCUUCCAAAAAUAGAGUCACGGCGUAAUUACUCGUAUAUAAGGUCUCUUCUAUAUUCGUCCAGACUCCAGUCGUGUAUAUUCGUAGUAGAAAAAAAUUCAAACUACGUGGUUUAGAUGAUGAAAUCCAUCUUACAAAAUUACCUCAUCGAUCAUCAAGAAGAUGGAUGACUUUUUUUUCAGUUCGACUAUCUUCUCGACGGUCCUGUCGCCUUGCCAAUGGAAUUUCGAAACAUCUGAUCGUCGAUUACCCCCCCCCCCCCACAUUUAAACACCUAGAACGCCAAAUCGUGGAUAAAUUUCAAAUUUGGGAUAUUUCAGCGCGAAACUGUCACGAUUAUCGAGAGCAAAACAUCUUUUUUGAUUCAAAUAUUUUCUCAAAAGUCCAUUAGAUCGUCAAAUUCCCCCGCCUCUCGAAAAAAGGCACCCUUUUUUGGUUGCACGUUGUACGUGUAUAUUACCAAUCGAACAUUGGCGCCCAACGUGGGGCCAAUCUAAUACUUUCUUGGGCGUCUCCUUAGCCAUUGCGAUGAAAUUCAAAAAAAAAUUUCUUGAAUUACCCCCCCCCCCCCCCCUUCAAAAAGGCACCCUUUUUGGUUGUACGUUUAUAUUACUAAUCUAACAUUGGCGCCCAAUGUGGGGCCAAUCAAAUAUUUUAUUGGGUGUCUCCUUCGCCAUUGCGAUGAAAUUCAAAAAAAAUUAUCUUCAAUGUCUUCAACCCCCCCCCCUCCACCUUAAAAACCCCUAGAACGUCGAUAAAUUUGGGGAGGAUACAGAUCGAGAUAUUUCUGGUCGAAAUUAGGCCACGACAAUCGAGAAGAAAAACACCCUUUUGGUUCGAAUGCUUUCUCAGGGGCCCCUUUCGUCGUGCUAAUUUAUUUCCAAAACUUUUGAUCGUCUCGAACCCCCUUCUUUGAACCACCUCAAAAUAAACCUAGAACGUCGAUCGAGAUAUUUCUGGCACCGAAGGCGCGCGAACGAAGGGCAAAGAAAGAGGUUAUUUCGUAAGAAUUUUUUUACUCCUAAAUACAUCUCACACACGAUCAAUUAAACCAGUCGAAAUUUAUGCCCAUGACUAUACGAUAAUGCUGUUCGAACCAAGGACAAAAUAAUAUACAUCAACCUACGAUCGUUGUAUUUUUUAAUUACGAAAAUAGUUAGAACCAAUUAAUAGUGAUAUACUACACAGACUGUCUACUAUAGAGCUAUAGAGAUGAAAUCGUACGAACAAUGUGAUUCUCAACUGAAAUUUUCGUUUUGCUCGUCACUUUUUCCUCCCCUGCAACUGCAAACUUUACAUUCCUGCAAAUUAUUCUAUACAAUCAUUCUCUUUUUUACGAAACGUUUGUGUUCAAUUUAUUCUUUCCAUCUUUUGCCCUCUUUUUUAUUAAUGAAAAAGCGUAAGCAAAAAAACAAAUUGUCGAUGUUUUUCCAACACUCGAGUCGCGAUAAGUUUUCAUCUUGUAUUGUUAAUUCUACUUUUUUUUAUAAGUGAAAAUGAUCUCGGCAACGAGCUUCAUCAUGAGCACGCAUUCCAACUUUUUUUUCGAAUUUUUUAUGUAUUUUAUUUUUCGUUAAUUUUUUUUUUUCUUUAUCGAUGUUUUAUUCUUUGUUGUGGUCUUCCCCGUUCUGUAUUUUUGUUUGUUUAUUUAUUUGUUUUUCCUCUUCUUCUUCUGUGUGGAUAUCUCGACAUCUUUCCAUAGCAGCUAAUUUGGCCGACUAGACUGCAAAAAUAUUUAUUUUCUCCAGCACUGGGUGUUUUUUAAUACGAAAAAAUGUAAAAAAAAAAAAAUUCGAAAACAGUGGUUCCCAAAUCGGCGGUUUUCUUCAAAACACACGCUCGCUUCAAUUAGGUGUAAUCAUUACGUUGAAUUAAAAACGUCUCGAGGAUUUUCCCUCCUCUUUUUAUUGUUCAUUCUCAACAUAUAAGACUGGAAAAUCGAGCUUCCAAAAAAAAAAAAUAUGUUUGUGUGUAUUUUGUAGAUAUUAUAUAAAGAAAAAAAUAAAUUAAAAAUAAAACAAUAAUAAUGUGUUCACAACGUUUACAUAUCAACAUGUUUCAAAAUAUAGGUACUAAUAGGUAUAUAAAUCGUAACUUUCUCGUGAAAACCCCCUCCCCCUUCUAUGUGUUUGUUUUUUACAUCAUUUUUUUUUUGUAUUUUUACGAUAUAUUAAUAUUAUGAUUAUACGUGGAAGUUUUUUCAACAUAUCAACGUAAUGAAAAAGCAAUCUAUUGAACCCGUUGUGAAGAUAUUUUAAGUGCCUUAUUUAAUUUAAUUAAGUUUAUAUGUUUUUUCUUUUUUUUUUCUAUCAUUUCAUUUUAGUAGUGCGAUGUUGUGUGCGCGUACGUGUUUUAUUGUCAGUCGUAUGUAAUAUUGUAAAAAAUCUUUUUAGAUGUGUAUUUUUUUUUCUAUUCUAUUUUCGUCUCAAUUGUGUCGAUGAGAUUUUAAGCGUGCGGUUAAAUUUUCUUUUUGUUUCGCGUGUAGGAAAAUCGAUUAAGUAUGUAGCAUUUUUGUUCUCGAAUCAACUGAUGGUUCGAAAGUUGAAAAAAAAAACGCGUAAAUAGGUCGCGAUUUUUAUUUAUUCACAAUAUUUAAUCGGAUAAGAAUUUUUUAUUUAAUGUUUUUUUGUGAUAUUUAGUGUAGGAAUUCUUUUAUUAUGUAUUUAUAUCAAUUUUUUUUCUCUCUUUCCUCCUCUUCUUAUCUUCUCUUUCUCUUCUUGUUUCCUUCGCUCCUUUACUCUAUUUAUGAUGUAUACUGUACAGUUGAUACUUUGAUAGCUCUCGUUUUCUCUCAUUCCAAUUUCCAAAUCGAUGAAAUUAUUCGUACGUUCAAUUAUUAUAUUAUGCUCAAUACAAUUUCGAUAGUCUGAUUUUACUUGUUAUUUGCUCAUUUUUUUUGGUCCUCCAACAUCUCGAUGACGAAUAAAUAAUACACGUUACAUUCCGUGAAAUAAUCCUUACGAUUGUAUUGUUUUUAUUUUUGAAUUUUUACUUUUUUUUUCUUGUUCUUGUUUUGUAAAUGGCAAUAUGUUCGAAAUUGUAUGUUUGUUUUUUUUUUAAUCCAUAUAUUUUGUACUCAGUAUCGGUGAUAACUGUAACUCUUUAAAAUUUGUAAUCUAGCGUCUAAUAUUUUUUUAAAAAUUAUUUUUUAAAAACGAGCGAAUAUAUAUCGUUAUCGAAAUUA